CGCAAGCGCUGCAAUUCACCUGGGUGAUAGCAUCGAAAUUGCACUCCUCACCUUUCUUUGAUAUCUUCUCUAAGUGAGCAUUUAGAGAUAUUGAAGAUGGAGCAUCCUCAAAAGUCUAGAGGAGAAAAGUGGUUGCGAGAUGAACACAAUCGAAGAUUUAGCAAUUGGUUACAAGAAAGGGUACAAGUUGAGCUCAAUAGUCCCAAUAAUGGUAUAUCAGAAACUCUAAGGAUGCAUUAACUGAUGAUAUUGGAGAAGGAAAUAUGUCGGCGAUUGGCAAGAAUGACAUUCUAACACAAGCUUUGGAGACGCCUGAACAAGGUGGACAUGUUAGAGGUGUUGGAGCAUGUGUUACCCAUAAGGCGUACUUUAGUACUCCUAGACCUCAAGCUGCAAGUAAAACGCAGAUCUUAGAACAACAGGUGGAAGUGUUGAAGACACAACUCAACAUGUUUGCUUCAUUAUUAGAUCCUGAAAAGCUUGAUCCAACUAAAUUGAACAAGAUGAGAAACCUAUUUCUAUCAAAUAGUGCAUCUGAAAAUGCUUGUUGCUCACUAGACCAGAAGAGAACUCAAUUUCCUAAAGAGAAUGCGACACCCAAGCAUGAAAAGAAAAAGACACCAGAUCUACGUCGAAAAGUAAGUGGCGUGCAAUAUCCAAUUGAAAGUAGCAAAGAGAGAAAGAAGGUACGCUCGUAUGAGGGGGGGCUGGUGAAUGAUGACCGAAGAACAAAAGAUGAAGCCAUGUAUUCAACACAAGUGAGACCAAAAUGCAAGAUCGCGCUUAACAACAAAGACAACAUUGUUGCUUUAGGAACUAUUAUAAUGUUGGAUGGGCCACUACAUGGUGUACCACUUUGGGCAGAAAAUAUACGUAUCUCCAUUGAAGAGGCUAUCAAGGAAGAUGCGUACCUUCCAAUUCCAAAUAUUCCAGGUGACAUCUUCACAGUAAAGAAUGCCAUUGGCACACACGUUGCUUGGCCUAGACAUCUUGUUUUAGUAUCACCUGAAGAGGAUAUAAUGGGAUCUGAAAAUCUGGAUCUAUCUAAAAUGAACAAGAUGGCAAACCUAUUUCCAUCUAAUAGUGCAUCUCAAAAAGUUAGUUGCUCACUGGAAAAGAAGAGAACUCGAUUUCCUAAGGAGGAUGUGGCACCCAAGCAAAAGACUCAAGAACCACGUCUAAAAAUGGGUGAUAUUCCAUACCCAAAUGAAAGUAACAAAGAGAGUCAGAUGGGAUGCUCAUAUGAGCGGGGGCUAGUGAGCGAUGAUGCAGAAACAAAAGAUGAUGACGUGUAUUCAACCCCAGUUAGACCAAAUGUUGUUAAGAAGGAAAUAACGAGAUCCAAAAAUAUGGAUCCAACUAAAUUGAACAAGGUGAGAAAUCUAUUUCCAUGUAAUAGUGCAUCCGAGCACCCAAGCAAUGUGGCACCCAAGCAGAAUGUGGCACCCAAGCACGAGAAUAAAAGGACUCAAGAAGUACGUCUAAAAAUGGGUGAUAUUCAACACCCAAAUGUGAGCACCAAAGGGAGCAAGUGUCAAAUGAAGAGGCAUCUUUGGACAGUAUUGCAACAAAAGAACAAGGGUCACUUGUAUGGAUUUGUUGAUCCAAGUCACAUCUCUCAAUCAACUGGAAAAAUUGAGGCUAGAUCAAAUGCAUUAUCACAUAGAUUUGAAUCUGCCCAAUUAGACCAAUUAUUUUUUGCUCCUUAUAAUACAGGGAAUCAUUGGUUACUGGUUUUUAUCAACCCUUUUGCGGCAUUGGUGUAUUACCUUGACCCGUUGAGUNACGAUUCAUUGGUGUAUUACCUUGACCCGUUGAGUGACAUGAAUGUCAAUCUUGGAAUGAAGAAUGUUAUCGAAAUUGCCAUGAAGAUAUUUUAUGCUCAAAAAGGUGUAAAUAGUCGUAAAAAAGUACAUUGGCAAGUCAUUCAGUGUCCUAGUCAAGCAAGAGUUGAAGAGUCUGGAUAUUACAUCAUGAAAUACAUGAAAGAUAUCAUUGGAACUUCAAUCAUUACAAUUAAAGAUAAGUUCAACGAAAAAGAUUCAUACACUCAAGCAGAGAUUGAUGAAGUUCGAGUAGAGUGGGCAGAAGUGGUUGACUCAUAUAUCCAAGCAAAUGAAGUCUAAUAAAAUCACCAUAAAUAGGACUAAAACAU
Cuscuta campestris is the source of this 2155-nucleotide messenger RNA. The record is from the annotation of a GenBank genome assembly. NCBI's taxonomy places the organism in Eukaryota, Viridiplantae, Streptophyta, Magnoliopsida, Solanales, Convolvulaceae.